Cervus elaphus (red deer) is the source of this 13469-nucleotide messenger RNA. RefSeq names its product potassium two pore domain channel subfamily K member 9 (gene KCNK9). The coding region runs from base 1182 to 2696 and encodes 504 amino acids. Lineage: Eukaryota; Metazoa; Chordata; Mammalia; Artiodactyla; Cervidae. Gene Ontology annotation, molecular function: potassium ion leak channel activity. The transcript is spliced from 2 exons. The record is from RefSeq and is a predicted model, not a curated record. Gene Ontology annotation, biological process: stabilization of membrane potential; potassium ion transmembrane transport. Gene Ontology annotation, cellular component: membrane.
CAGGGAGCUGGACUCGAGCCGCCCGAGCAGCCUCAUUUAUCCUCCCAUCCCCCCGCCGAAACCUGCCGGCGCUCCGCCCCCCACCCUCACUCGGGCGACACCCGGCCCUCCGCCCGCCUCCGCCCCCUCCCCGGUGCCACCGGGCGCCGCUCCCCGGCCCCCUCCGCGUGCGCCCUGCGCCGCGCUCGGUCUGCAGCGGGAGCCGCCGCCGCGGCUGCCUCGCCAGCUGGCUGGGGACCAGGCGGGAGGUGGCGCACCCAGGAGGCUGCGGGAGGGGGAAAGGAGGGAGGGAGGCCGGGCCUCAGCGUAGCCCGGCCCCCGCCCCCCGUGGCCCUCCCGCCGGAGCCUGGCUGCCACGCGCGCGCGCGCGCACACACACACACAUACACACACACGCGCGCCCGCGCGCGCAUACACACACUCACUCACACGGGCACACAUACGCACAGACACACGCACACACACUCGGGCUCCCUCCGGCGCGCACGCACGCAGCGCUCCAGGCAGACCAGCGCUGCGGCAGCCUCCCCGGACGCCCGGACGCCGGAGGGCCCCGACCCCGGCGCGGCUCAUGCGCCCGCGCCCACCCCGCAUCUCCGCGAGGCCCGCGGGACCCCUCCCGCCGCCGCCGCCGCCGCGCCCGCCGCCCCCGGAGGAGCGGACUGGCCGACCGCCGCCGCGCCGUCCCCCAGCAGCCCCCGAGGCCGCUCCGCCGCGGGCCCUGCCGCCCAGGGGCCGCGCCCCGCUCCCGCGCCUCGGGGGCUGAGCCCAGCAAACUUCGCGGAGCGGCCGACGCCUGGCGGGGACCCCGCCGCGUCCCAGCGCGCUCGGGUGGACGCAGGGCGCUCGGACCUCCGGGCAGCCGGCCGCCCCGCCCGCUGCACCUGCUCGGCCCCUUCCCCGCUCGCUGGGGACUCCGGAGACGCCGCCACUUCGCAAACUUUUUCACCCCCCUUCGAAGGGGGGCGCGGAGGGCUAAAGGGGGAAGGAGGUCCCGCGGGGCGCGCGCAAACCUGCGGGCUCCUAGGUGGGCGCCGCCUCCCCGGAGCCGGACCCGGAGGGGCGCGGGCCCCGGCGGCCGCGCUCCGGCUCCCGCUCCCGCCCCUGCUUUUCCGGCGGGAGCGGGGGGCGGGGUGCGGAGGGCAGCGAGGCCCUCGCGGUGCCCGGCGGGGCCGCCGUGCAUGGCCCUGCGCAGUGGGGCGGGCUGUUUUGGCCGGGUCUGGCGCAGGGUGUCGGGGCUCCCGGACUCCUGGCCCCGGCGCUCCAGCAGCCUCCUGUGCCUGUCCGCCUUCUCGCCGGAGCCCGGGCCCGCGCCGCCCCUGCCCCGCCAGCCGCCUCGCGGUGGCAGCGGCUGUGGCGGCCCCGGCGGAGGGGGGCCCCCCCAGCCUCCCCGCCCCCCGCCUCCCCGCUGCUGCUGCUGCUGCUGCUGCUGCUGCCGCCGCCGCUUACAACUUGGAGGCGGCGGCGGCGGCGGCGGAGGAGGCGGCGGCGGCCGCCGGGCGCUGCAGUGGGACGCGCGCGGCUGCGAGCCUGCGGGACAUGCCCCCCGCGCCGGCUCCUUGCUGGCGGCCAUGAAGAGGCAGAACGUGCGGACUCUGUCCCUCAUCGUCUGCACCUUCACCUACCUGCUGGUGGGCGCCGCCGUCUUCGACGCCCUCGAGUCGGACCACGAGAUGCGCGAGGAGGAGAAACUCAAAGCCGAGGAGAUCCGGAUCAAGGGCAAGUACAACAUCAGCAGCGAGGACUACCGGCAGCUGGAGCUGGUGAUCCUGCAGUCGGAGCCACACCGCGCCGGUGUCCAGUGGAAAUUCGCCGGCUCCUUCUACUUUGCCAUCACGGUCAUCACCACCAUAGGUUACGGGCAUGCUGCUCCCGGCACGGACGCGGGCAAGGCCUUCUGCAUGUUCUACGCGGUGCUGGGCAUCCCGCUGACGCUGGUCAUGUUCCAGAGCCUGGGCGAGCGGAUGAACACGUUUGUGCGCUACCUGCUGAAGCGCAUCAAGAGGUGCUGCGGCCUGCGCAACACGGAGGUGUCCAUGGAGAACAUGGUGACCGUGGGCUUCUUUUCCUGCAUGGGGACGCUGUGCAUCGGCGCGGCCGCCUUCUCCCAGUGCGAGGAGUGGAGCUUCUUCCACGCCUACUACUACUGCUUCAUCACGUUGACUACCAUUGGGUUCGGGGACUACGUGGCCCUGCAGACCAAGGGUGCCCUGCAAAAGAAGCCGCUCUACGUGGCCUUUAGCUUUAUGUAUAUCCUGGUGGGGCUGACAGUCAUCGGGGCCUUCCUCAACCUGGUGGUCCUCAGGUUCCUGACCAUGAACAGCGAGGACGAGCGGCGGGACGCCGAGGAGCGGGCGUCCCUGGCCGGCAACCGCAGCAGCAUGGUCAUCCACAUCCCCGAGGAGGCGCGGCAGGGCCGGCCCCGGUACAAGGCAGACGUGGCGGACCUGCAGUCCGUAUGCUCCUGCACCUGCUACCGCCCGCGGGAGUACGGUGGCCGCUCGGCGGCACAUCAGAACUCCUUCAGCGCCAAGCUCGCCCCCCAGUACUUCCACUCCAUCUCUUACAAGAUCGAGGAGAUCUCGCCAAGCACAUUAAAAAACAGCCUCUUUCCGUCCCCUAUCAGCUCCAUCUCCCCCGGGUUACACAGCUUUACCGACAACCACAGGCUAAUGAGACGACGGAAGUCCAUCUAGGUCUGGGGCGGGAAAUACAAGCCCGAGUCUUGUGUCCUCUUUGACGUUCAGUCUCAUGGGCCCAACUUGUCUUAUUUAUUAUGAUUAUCCUUUAUGAUUAUGAUUAUCGUCAUCAUUUUUUUUUUCCUUUCUCUCCUUCCUUCCUUUCUUGGUUUCAUUUCUUCCCCACCUUUCCAGCGAGACAGAGCAGGCCAAAGGGAAAAGAAAGCCCGUCUUCCUCUGAAACUCGCAUCUGAGCAUGAAGCAUGGAUUUUGUCCUUCUUCCCAGCAAAGUAUGCCUUACAUUUCUCCCCAGCCUGCCCCAUAUCUCGGGGUGGGGAGGGGUGGCUUUCCCAGGACAGGUGUGAGACCCAGACAAGGAGACAGCCCAGAGGAUACCGACCCAAAGUUGCACACCCCGCUGAGUGCCCACCCACAGUGGCACCUCUGACCCAACUCCUUUCUCCUCCUCCCAAGCAGCGGGUGGCCGUACGUGUGUGGUCUGAGUGUGUGCGAGUGAGGGCACACCCCAGUGUGCAUCUGUGUGUGUAUGUGUGACGAGAUGGAAAGUGCCAGGUGUUCAUCUUUCUUUUCCAUCACACAGUUCUGUUAAUAGCCCGCUUUUGGCUGCUUCCAAACAAAAAGGGGAAAACAAAACCCAGGAGGUUCUUGAUUUAUCAUCUUGCCGAAUCAAGCAUGUUCCAUAAGCAGCCUUUAUCCCAGGCGUGUCAUGAUCACAUUUUUUAACUGCUAGGUUCUAAAUUCUAUUAACUUCUUUUUAGGGGGUGGGUGGGCAAGCCGUCAUGGAUCAUUGUAGCUUGCCAGUUCAAAAAUUUUUUAAACAAGCAUGCACUUUGUUAAACUGGUAUGCGUUAACAACACAAGAAAACAAAAAACUAGCAAUGGAAUAAUCAAAAGCCAAUAAUAUUAAUUUAUUAGAGACAUUUUUAAUUUUGCCAUCUCUAGUUCCAACAAUUUUCCAUGUAACUGGAAGCGUCAGGGGAAGCUGGAAAAUUGUUGCAACCGCAGAGUAUCUAUUUUAUUAUUUCUCUCUUAUUUAUGUGACAAUGUGGAUGAUGUGUGCAGCGUCUACCUACAUGAGUGAGAAUUAUAGUCUGGGAUGCUUCGAUGAGAAUGGGUGUUAGUAAGUGGUUGUGGUUUCUUUUCCUAAUGAACAAUGACAGGGCAUUCCUCGUUUUAAAGAAUAUAUAUAAUGUAUUUUAAAGUGUGUCUCCAACCACAUUUGAUUUGUAAACAAGGGAAUGUUGAUGUUGGUCUCAGGAAGAGUUUGGAGACAAGGAGCUGCGUCUUGGCCUGCUGGGAACUUGUCAAUCUCAGGGGAUGACUUUUUCUGAGUAAUGGAGAAAUUCCUCCCCACUCUCAAUAGGGGAUGACCCCCAAAGUGAAGGCCUCCUUAUCUCCUGGGGGCCAGUUGGGCUGUAGAAUGUGGCAUCUUGAAGGCCCUUCCCACGCAGGAAUAAAGGAAAGUCUGACCUCCAGAUUCAUGGAGAGGACCUUCGUUCCCUCGUCACUGUCUCUGCCAUCUCUAAAAAAUCAGCCAUCCUCAUUCCCCUUUUUCAAAAACUGGAAGUUCACAGCUCUGGGAUGGAAAUGGGCUUUGGCUGGGCCCCUCAGGAGGGGAAGUGGGAGCCCCAGUGUGAUCUCCCAGAAUGGAGGGUCUGCUGCCUAGGAAGAGCAGACCUCCAAGGUUUCCCGAGAGAUGGCCCCAGUGCGCCCACCCCAAGUGUUUGGGCCAUUGGACUGAACACAGCCCUCGAGAUUUCCCUGAAAAGGCAAGCACUUUAAUCCCUUUGUCUGGGACAUGGGGUCUGCGGAAGGAGUCUGGGAACCUGAUUCUCUAGACUAAAAUGCACAGUUACCAACCUUCAAGGCUGUAUCGAUUAACUCAUUUUUAAGAUUAAAAGAAAAAAUUGAGAUCUCUAAAAUCUGUCUAGAGAAUAGAAGCUGUUGCUCUUUAAAUUUUUUCUCUCUUGAAAGAGCUCGUUGGCUCUAGGGCGUCACAGGAGCAAGAGUAUCUGUGCGUAUUUGCAGAUUGUUUCAUGCUUUGGAGGAAGGUGCUUGGAGUAAGUGUGGGUUUCUCAUGAAAACCUUUGUAAGACUUGCCCUCGAAUGGGUGUGUGAUAAUCUUUAUCUGUAAAGCAACAGAGGCACUGAGAAGGUAAGUGAUUUGCUCAAUGUCAGAAAACUAGCCUUGACUAGAAUGAGACUUUAGUUUCCGUCUGGACCCCCAAGAGGGUCCAAGAAACUGACUCCGCCAUACCAUGACACCCUCAUUCAGCCCUCGGAUGAGGGAACCUACUUCUCUUUCUCCGCACGUAAAUACACCAGGUUCUUAAAAGUCAGAGGAACAUGGGCUCAACCCUUCAUUCAGGACUAUUGCCCCCACCAGGGUACAGCGGUCAUAAAGGGACCUGCUUCUGCUUGAAUGCUUCCAAAUGAUAGGGAGUUCCUCCCUUUGCAAGAAAGUUUAGAAAACAUCCCAUAAUCUCUGUUUCCAUAGAACUGACUCUUCUUUGUAGGAUUAAGGAUGGUAGGGUGAAGUCUUUUAUGUUGGAUGACCACCAACUUAACUGUCUGAACCAACCUGAAAUCUCUCUUAGUUCUGUAUCCCUUCCCCUGCCCCCCACCCUUUGCUACCUGCGUGGCCCUCUGAAGGACACUUACCGAGCCUUCGCCUCUGAAGUCAGACAUCCUUGCUUAUACUCAGAGCGUUCAGGGGUGGAGGUGAGCCUUGGUUGGCUUCCCUUGUGAUGUCCGUCUUUUUCUCAGAUGGUCCAGCUCUUCCCUGCCAUGCUCUCUGGCCAAGGAGUCCUCCAGAUGCAUACAAUGAGGUGUUCUGAUGGGGAUGCUGAGUCAGGGGUUCUCCAGGGUUCUCUUCUUGAUAAACCUGGCCCGGGGCCUCUCCACCCAGAGCGUGGCCCUCCUGAUCAGCGCUGGAGUCCUCAAAAGCCAGAGGGACGCUUCAUCUGAGUCAUAUCACUGAGGUCCGGAAAGUCUCUGGGCACAAAUCUGAGGUCCCACAGCCAGAACCCGGGUCUUCCCACUCGUUUCUCCUCCUGCUGCUUUCCGGGCUGCUUUGUUAAGGCUGUCACUCACACCCUCCCAACAGUCCCUGUUGCUGGGCUUCUUAGCAUCUCAGACCCAAGUCUUUCCACCUCUCAUACCUGGUGACUUCCUUCUUUCAGCCCAGGUUUCCCACACUCUUCUUCCGGUUGACCACGCCCACUCAGGGAGCGGGAAGAAGUCUCAACAGGUUGUUUGGAUUCGGGCUUCAACUUGUGUUAAAGCGAGCUGGGGAAGAGCCACAUUUUACCAGAAUCACAGGAAACAGGCCUGCCACCCAGUCCCUGAUGGGGUCUAGAGAUCAACACACCACGUAGAUACUUAGAUGUUUUGGAUUCUUGCUUGAAUGCUUUCCCACUAGGAGAUCUCAAUCCAUCCCCUCCGUCAAAGACCAAAGGAAGCUAGGCAAUGGUAUUGAUUAUCCCAGCAGCUCUGGGCACCAUGCUUUCUAGAGACCAUUCCAUUUUAAUCUUUAUGACAUCCAUCCUGGGUGGAUGGUGCUGUCACACUGCCCUGCUAGACUCUUUACAUAGGAGUGAACCAAUCUGUUUGGGUUUUGAGGUACCUAGUCAGCACCAGGGCUGAGAUCAGAGUUCUUUCCUUCCACACUCCAUCCUGAAACUCAGGCAGCAGCCUGGUAAAUACACUCUAAAUUAAAACACGCUCUCUGAAGCAUCUGUUGUAUUACUCUUGUGCAUCGCCCAUUGGGGAGGAGGGUACCAGCACUUUGGAAUGAUCACAGCAGAUCACUUGCAGCCCGGGAAUCCCCCCUGGGUCCCUAAUCCUUGCAGGAAAGGAAGCAGAUGGAUGUAGACUGCUGCCCAGGAUGCCUGCCUUUGCAGGUGCUCACUAAAACCCAUCCAUAUAAAAGGGCGAGUUGACUGCUUAAUCUUGGCUUACCGCUGGGUCUCUGCACAUGGGGCCUCAAUUGGGAGACUGGAUGAUGACUUGGAAACCCACAGAUAAGCCUAGGCAGGUCAUUCUUCUCUGCCUCCAAAUCCAAAAGCCUUGUGGGUCCUGAUUCCUGAUCACUAGCAGCUCAAAGUUAGAGGGAAGAAUGGUUUAAAGGCAUUCAUUGUACACAUUAUGUGAGAGAGAGAGAAAAAAAGGUGAAAAUGAUUAUAGGAGGAAAACCAUCUAUCACUGAGGUUUCUGGUCCUAUGUCUUUAGGUGAUCUUUUUCUUUUUUUCAUAGAAUAGGUCCUAAUUAGGGUACCCUAAUUAAGGACAUCUAUGGAGGUGUGGGUUUGAGGCUGGUGCCAGACCAUGUCCCUCCUUCUUGAUGGGAUGGACCACAUCAUCUGUCAAAAACGGCAGGGAAUCGUGUCUGUGCUCUGAAGGGUGGGACUUGGGGCCUGCUGCCUGGGGAUGCUAAAGACUGAUUCUUACAGAGCCACAGUGUGUAGGAACCGGGAGCAUCCCAAGCAGGAAAAGGUUGGGAGGACAGCCUGGCUCUCACCUGUGUGUCUCUGGGCUCCUGGAAGUCCUGUCCCCUCCCUGGGCCUUGGUGGUGUCCCAUCCACACAGUGGGCCAGCUUGGGUGGAAUUCGUGGGCCUUUAGUGCAGAAUCAGUUUGACUGAGGAGAGACAUUGGCCUGAUGUUCUGGUCACUGGGCACAUUUGAGCCACAAAAAUGAAAAUCCCAAAUCAUUUGUUUGGCAGCAUCCUAGGAGCUGGGAAGAUGGGGAAGGAAUAGGCAGAGCCAUUGAGAAGAGUGGACACCAAGAACCUGGGUGGGCUGGGUUCCUCCACACCCUGGGCGUACAUCCAUUCUAUGUGGUUGUUAUGUGAGCACACCUUCAUAGAGGUUGCUGUUUCAGAGGGGGGGGAACAUCUAUUACCAUGAUAUUCCUCCCCGCCCCCCCGCAUCCAACUUUCGGUUAUGAAAAGCCAGAUUCACAGAAAAACUGGAAGACCAGAAAGAUGAAAUUCCGUACCCCUUUCACACAGACUCACCAGCCUUCACUACUUUGCCAUAUUUGCUUAAUCCCCUCCCAACCUCCACAUCACCCCCUUCAUACCCAGAGAUACUGGGAGGAGGAAGUGGCCUCUCUAACUUCUAGGUGGUUGGACCAUAGGAAAAACUGUUUCUCUUGCAGGAACAAGAGCGUUCUCUUUGGUAACUGCUGUAAUCACCGCUAAGAAGUUUAGCGUUUGUACAAUAAAAUUAUCUAAGAGGCAACCCAUAUUCACAUUUCCUACUUUGUCCCAAAAUUGUCCUCCAGGGCUUUUUAUGUGAAUCUGACAAUCCAAGGUUGCAUCUCACAUUGCUUGUCUGCUUGCGCCAGACCCCUCCAAAUCUAGGACAUUUUUCUUCUGUUUUUGUUUGUCAUGAUGUUGCUGGUUUGGAGUCUGGGCCAGUUGUGCUGUGGGCUGGCCCACAACCUGCCUCUGUUUCCUUAGGGUAAAGAAUUUUAGGCAAGAGAACCACAUAAUUGAUGUUGUAAUGAUGAAUGCAAUGGAGAAGUCUGGCUCCCUGGAGACCUGUGGUUACCUCUCGCGUUGUAGAUAAACAAGGCAUGUUAAAUGCCGUUCUCCUCUCUGGGAGACACUAACUGAAGCUGCAGGCGAGGUGUCCAGGAGCCCCUGGAUGCUGGGUCUUGGCACCAAAGCCAAGUCAGGCUCUGCUAUUUCUAACUUCUCACAUAGAUCUCUUCUGCACUGAGAGUCAGCAAUCAUUCUUCUAAAAACCUGUGGGGAUGGUCCAGCUAUAAACAGACGAAGCACAGAGACAUCCUUUCACCCAUUAUAAAGGGCUGGCAGGUAGCGCCCCGUAGGUGGCUGGAAGGAUACCUGUGAGCCAGUGGGGUACUUGGCACCCAGGUGCUUUUCAAUGAGUGGUGGUGAGCGCCUUUUCAAUCAAUACUCAAAAAUGUAAUUUGUUGGCAUGGCACUCUUCCUGGCCAUUAAGUGCUAAGACUGGUGACCUCUGUUUGAGACGUUUGUUUGCACUGGCGAGUUCCAUAGCAUGGUCUUCUCAGUUCCAGUAGCACACAGCAACCCGCCUGCUGUGGCUCAGUCCCUUUUAUUUUGAUCAAGAAAAUACAUCCACGUGGUUCCUGCCUCUGAGCCUCCGCCCAUGCUGUUCCCACUCUCCAGUGUGGACGUGGAGAUGGGAGCAUCUCAUGAAUCCCUUCACAGCUUCUCCCAACAAUUUGCUUCAUGGACUCAGUGAUGCCCUCCUUUGGGGUCCUUGGUCCUUCUUUCUAUAAUGGAUGAAUAUUCUGGGAAUAUGUUGGGAAUGACUCUGAUGCUGGGAAAGAUUGAAGGCUGGAGGAGAAGGGAUGAGAUGGUUGGAUGGCAUCACUGACUCAGUGCACAUGAGUCUGAGCAAACUCUGGGAGAUGGUGAAGGAUGGGGAGCCUGGUGUGCUGCAAUCCGUGGGGUUGCAAAGAGUCGGACAGGACUUAGUGACUAAACAGCAACUUAGUGACUAAACAACAACAUUAACAAUACCAGGAUAAGAAGUAGACCGCCAAUGGUCCUGACUGUUAAGUGCUGGGCAGGGCCCACAGCAGGGGAUAAAUACAAUUAGAUUUCCAGCAUCUUGCCUAAAUGGCCAUCUGUGGCUGUCAUCGAGGCAUGUCUUAACUUCAAUUCAGACCUUUGUUCCGUCCUUGGAAACCAACACACAUCCUCUGUGUUAAAAAAACACAAAACCUCAGCAUUGCCCCUUUGCAAACCAUCACCCUACCAUUGGCAACUCAGUGGUAUUUGCCCGGUAGUGUUGGGCAGGCCACACAAGAUAGGGCCAUGAGCAGUCCACAGCUGGGCAUGUCCCAUAAAACAUGAUCGGUAGGUCCUCAGGGGCUUCCCUGGUAGCUCAGACGGUAAAGAGUCUGCCUACAACUCAGGAGACUCAGGUUCGAUCAAACGGCAGCCUCGUACUUGUGACAUUUCAUGGGGCAGCGAGUGAGCCCCGAGAUGUGAAUGUCUCCUGGAGGCAGACUUCUCACUGCGGUACUUCUAACAGAUGCUGAGCGAGUGUGUGACACACGCAGUGACGGGACCCCCGGCCUCCACUCUGCACCUGCCCAGCACACAAUCUGGGCCCCCGAGACAGGCCGGGGCAGGCUCCUUUUCCUCACAGGGCAGCAGGGGAGUAAAGCUACACGUGUACCAGGGGCCAGCUUCUGCUUCUCACAGGCAGGUGGUGGUUUGGCCUCUCUGAGGCUCAGUGUUCCCGUCUUUAAGUUGGAGAUUCCAGAAGCAGCCACUGUGUGCAGCAGGGUUCAAGGACAACAUGUGAUGGCGUUCAUGGGCCCCUGCUCUGAGCCGAGUGCCAAGCCAGACUUCUGAUGCCAUUUGUGUUUCUCGUAAUGGCCAGUCCGAGUCUCCUGCAAGGUUACUCCUGAGCUUGGACUUGCCAGUCCAGCUGUGAACGGAGGUGGAUUGGUCUGGUGGGGGAACUCAGGCAGGGCUUCAUGGAGGAGGAGGAAUCCUUGGGGAAUCUCUGAGGGGAGCCUUGAAGGAGCAAGUGGGCGCUGUUUUAGGCAAAGGCACAGGUGUGUGAAAGUGGGCGGAGCAGAGGUCUUAUCCAGUAGUCAGAAUAUUCUGCCACAGUCACAUCUGACAGACAAGCCAGCAAACUGUCCAGGCUCUUCACAAGCUGGUCACAUAUUAAGUCAUCCAGGCCAUUCUCCUGCUCAGGAACCUUCCAUGGCUCCCCAGUGCCCACACAUGUUUAUUUCAGGGUCCCCUCCACUCUAGCAACCAUAGCCUGAGUCUUGGUCUCUGAUGGGGGAGUCAUCCAUCCUGAUGUCCCUACUGGGUCCUCAUCUGAUAAUAAGCCUGAAAAUAGAUCCUAGAGUCUCAAGUCUCAUCCAACUUGAAUUCUAUGGUGUUCCAUUAUUUAGAUGUCCCCCCGCCCCCUCCAUCUUCUAGACAUUAGCUAUAGUUUGCAUAUGGGAAUAUUUCUGGAUAAGAUCUUGUCUAGCACCUUCUGAAGCAUUCUGGGGGCUUGUUCUGAUGACGACUUCUGACAACUUGACCAAAGAUUAGCAUGAAACCAGUAAAAGGAAAACGUUAUAUAAUUCUUGGGCUUCCUUGGCAUGAAGAAUUUGCCGUUUCCUGAUGGAACCUCUGAGCAUCAGACUUUGCGACUGCCUGUGACCAGGAAUCAGGGAGGAGAGGAGGAUACAUUUAAGGGUGAGGGCACUUUGUACUUGGGGAGAUUUUAUUCCCCACAUCAUCCCAUUUACUCUUGGGUCCUAACCCCGGCCUCUCCAGAGACUCUAGUCCAGUUUCCUGAAGACCCCUACCAUCCAGACAGCCACUCUUGGUCUUGAAGAGGGAGGUCUUGCGAAGUUUAGCCAUAAGCCUUGGCUGCUAAAAAAGCAUACAACCUCAGUUUUGCCCCUUUCAGCUCCUCGGGCCUUCUUAAGCACCCCUGACAAGGGCUUCCCUUCCUGCCUCCUUGUAACCAGGCCAUGUGACCUUGGCCAAUCCCUCCCUCUCCUUUUCUACACAGGACAGAGGGGCAGGCAUCCCCAGACAGAUACUGGCGGAGACGAAAGGAGAUAGAGGUUGCCAUGUACCAGGCUCUUGGUUGACAUUUCCUUGAGGGGCGGCUUUGGAGGGGAGAUGACCAAGUCCUCCCAACACAGGGUUCCUAAGCUGGGCUCUCCCGCCCUGGGGACAUCACCUUUUCCAGGUAGUCUAGAACCUUCCUUGCACCAAAGAAUCAUGUCUUUACCAGCUCCUCUGGCUCUUCUUUUGAUGGGUUCUCUUUGCAGCCCUGCUCAGUCCCCAGUGGGCCAGAUGCUCGGUGAUGGUGUUGAGGGGGACAUUUCCCGGUAAACCAAAGCCCACCUUUCCCUGACAAACCUUGGGGAGUGUCCCACCCUUCCUUAACCCGAGAGACCACUGCAGCGACCUCUGAGCUGCGGCCCCAGGGGCCUGGUGGCUCCGCAGGGCCCCCUCUGAGCAGUGUUCCCUGCUGAUUGAUUCCCUAGCAAUUAUUCAGAGCUGUUGGGCAUCUGCCAUAAGCUAACACCAAGCAGGAGGCCAUUGUGGUCAGCUGGGCGGUCAUGCUCCCUGGCUUCAUAAGGCUAAAAUUCCAAUGCACUGUACGCUCCCAAGAUGCACGAGGCCUCCAAACAGAGUUGGAUGAGCUGUUCUUGGAAGCAGAAUGUGGUUCGGCUCUUGUUGCAUUUUCUUGAGCUGAAUUUUAGAAAAAUAAAAAUAAUCCAGUGAAAGGCAAAACACGAUUAGUGGGAACCCAAUGAAGCAGAACCCACAAUUAACAAGAUUUCUCUAUAAUUUGAUGGCUCCUCAGAGAAGAACACAGUCCCGAAAAAGGCUAAUUAUAUAUUUUGCUUAUUCAGUCCCACAAAUAGCAUUUUGACAGCCGUUUGGGGCUGGAAGGGACCUCCAGGGGCCAUCUGAGUCCACCCUGUGCUUUAUCAGAAACCUCCACCGAAUAGAAAAUGCAUUGGGGUAGGUGAAGCUAUUGGCCUUAUCGAGUGAAAUCGAAAUAGGAGAACAGACUGACCCCAACUGAGAGGCUGAGGCUCUCUCGUGUGUCCGUAAAUGUUGGUCAGAAGAUUUGCAGGUCAGAAGGUUUAUCAAACACGGGACCCACAGGCAAAGAUGCCAUAGGAUGAGGAGGUUUUACGCCACUGAACUGCUUAACAAGGAGGAAGAAUUCCUAGUCUAUUCCCAGCAGGCCAAGAAAUUGCUGAUACUCCCUCUAUACUUUUUAAACUUCAACCAACUGUGUAUUCUUGUACCUCAAAACAUUAAACAUUACGGAAGCAUCAUUUGUGACCCUAGGCGUAGAAGAAGUUAAGCUUGAAUUAAAUCCAAACUCACACUGGUUAAAAUGAUCAGCCCGUAUGCACAGGGGAUUCAUUCUGGGGGGUGGGGGCACAGAGGUGUGACCGUCACUGAUUCCUUUGAGUGCGCGCGCAUAUGCACCGACUGGGUGUCUUUGGGUCUCUGGAUUUUGUCUGUUUUGGGGGCAUUGCUGGACAUUCUCAUGAUUGCGUUGGUAAAAGGACCUGGUGUUUUCUGAUGGUGAUGCUGCUGCUGUCUGGAAGGCCUCCAGAACUCGCUCCCUGGGAGUGAUGACAAUUAGGAAGUUUCGACCAGAAGCUGGGUCAGCCUGGCCACGCUCCCAGAGGAUGGAAUGGUUUGUCCGCACCCCCUAACAGGGACCUCCCUUCCCACGUUGGUGGGCAUCUGGGAUUUGGACCACAGGCCCGAGUAUGGUCAAGGCAUCAGACCUUGGGUGGGAAGCCGCACCAGAUUUGGCAAAGCCAGUGAUCCCCAGUGGACCACAGUGAACCAAAUUCAGAGAAGCCUACUGUUCCUGUUCCUAUUUGUUUUCCUUUUGUUUCUCUUCUCUGGCCUUCUCCGCCUGUGGAGAGGGUGCCUUCACAAAUGGCCUUAGAAUGCCGUUCUGAAGUUUAACAGAAUGAGACAACCAUCCAAUGAAUAUCAGAGGUAUUUACUAUUGCAGCUUAUCUGAAGAAUGAAAAACAAAAACAAAACUGUAUCACCAAUGUUUACAAGUCCGAGUAGACAUCCAGCCCAUGUAAAAUAUGUAAUUUAUGCAAGGGAUUGCAUCUUUCUUUUGUAACGAAUGCACUAAGCAACCCUGUAUAUAUUUUACAAUGUCUUUACAGAAAAAAAGAAAGAAUCAUUUACUGUAGUGUUGUAAAAUAAUGCACUUUUCUAAUUUUUUCAUUAAAAUCUCUAUGGCACGUUU